Messenger RNA from Porites lobata, 9105 nucleotides. NCBI's taxonomy places the organism in Eukaryota, Metazoa, Cnidaria, Anthozoa, Scleractinia, Poritidae. The record is from the annotation of a GenBank genome assembly.
AUGUGGUUAUCGAUAAUAGUUACCCUUACUAUCAACAGAAUGGAUUCAACAAUGCUGUUCCACAUUUUACUACCCUUUACGCUGUGUCACAUGAUUUACAUAGUCAUUCCUCAGCAUUGUGACAAUGGAGAAUACUCUAUAUUUGGCAAGAUGCUAAGAGGACACAUAUUUAAAACGAUAAAGGUAUCAACUCCCCAUGAAUGUCUUCAGGCGUGCAACAAUGACAUCAGAUGUCGAAGCUUUAAUUAUGUCAUCAUGAGAGACGUGUGUAAGCUUAACAACCGGACCAAGGAAGCCAGGCCUGGAGAUUUUGUUCCUGACUCUAAAAGAUACUAUUUUAAAAGAACUGCAAAAUCAGGCAAGUUUUUUUAGAACCGGUCCUUGACGGCUUGGAAAUAGACUAAAAGGGAAGUUUCCAAAAACGAAAAAAAAUGGGAAAGUGCCAUCGUCGGAAUGAAGGUUUUCUCUACACGGCAAAGCGAGAGAAGAUCUGAUAUAGGCAGAUGCGUUUCACAAACGUGGUCAAUUUUAAUGACCCCAAAGCUAGCCUUUAUGGUGCCUGACAAAUUGUGUCUUGCCAGAACAGGGUGUUCUAACUCGAUAGCGCCCCGCCGCCAUUUAGUAAAAAAGCGAUAAUCGUGAGGACGAGUUUAUAUUUCACACACCAAACACUUAGGCCAUGAGAAUGAUAAAUGUGUGAUGAAAAAUUCCAUGUCGGAUGUGGGCUGUGGGACUGAAAAAUUUCAUUCCUGGCAUGAAAAUUGUUUGAAGGAAAACAAAAUGAAAAUUUUAGUUUCAGCUUGGUCAGCCUAAUUAGUUGAAAGGAAGGGCUGUCGAAAACGACACUGGAAAAUCAUGACUAACCGAUUUUUAAAGUAAGACCAAACAAAGUUUAUCAGCGCAGUGCGAAUUUGUCUCCCCCAUUCACAGAGCAGCUUAAGCGUUGUUUACCAUACUGUUCAAUCAUUUGUUGAUCUCUUCUGUAUAAAUUAAGUAUAAAUUAUGUAUUUUUAAGUAGUAUUAUCUCUGUUUGUCUUUUUUCUAAUACUGUUUCAUGGUCUUUUGGAUAAAUAUGUUACCUGAAUUAACAAGUGGUGCAACAAUCUGAACAAGGAGUCAGGGUUUGACAUUCCACUUGGCAUAUUCCUACCCAAAAAAAAAAGGGUGUGGCGGGGGGGCGGUAAAAAGACUGACUUAUUCCACAAGAACACUAACGAGAGAUCACUUCAUGUUGCAGUGCAUUUAGACUGCACUGUGUUGAGGUCAACGAUCAAGACCUCGCAGCUUCCUAUCGACUACGUCUCUUUCUCAGAAUAUUAUUUUGCUUUGCAGUCCCACUCGGUUCUAUUCCUGAGAUACCUGCCGAAACUUGCAAAGAAAUCAAAGCCAGUGAACUUGGACAAGCAGUCAGUGGUGACUAUUGGUUUGAUUCGGUUCUACCCGGCAAGAUAAUUCUUCUUCCCUGCAAUAUGGAAACAGAAGGUCAGUGACUUAAUUUUCGAGUCAUCAAAGUCAUCUCAGGUUAUGUUCACACGACGAAAAGGUUUUCGUGCCGGCGCAAAAAGCUAUCCGACAUAGUGUGAACAGCAACAGCACCAGGAACUGGAAUAAGUCGUUCAUACACAUCAAACAUGGUGCAGCCGGAACGGUUGGCCGAGAGGGUUUGGGCGAGAGGGUUUGGUGCAUUAGUUGCGUGUAGAUAUGUUUUCAUCGAUAUUUUUAAAUUCAAAUGUACAAUCACUUUUUCUUUUCUUUUUGUAUUUUUAAAUUCGUUGUGUUUAUCUUAAAAGUUUUUAAUAUCGUAAAUUUAGGAUUGUAUCUUGUAGUAUUUUUAAAGUUUAAUUCGUCGUGUCUAUUUUUAUUAGUUCUAAAUAUUUUAAUUACGAUUGAGGGCCAUUAGUUCAUCAGUGUUUACUGUCAUGUGUUACCCUCAUUAAAUAAAGUUGCUACCUACUUAUUUACCUACCUACCUACUAAAUCUCAAUCCUCACAUUUCAAUCCUAACUUCCAUCUCAGGAGAUUCCGAUGCUAUUUCUACUUAUUCACUUCCGCUACGGCUCGAAUACCUGUUCACAUCAGGAUGCAAAAUACACCAAAGUGCGGUACAGAUGUGUGACGCUCCACUUUCGAGAUCGGCACGGCAGAGCUUGGCUCUGUUGCAGAAAUAGCGCCUAAAUCACCUUUCUUAUGUAUGUGUGAACAGAAGCCGUAUCCGAUAUGAAUUUCCCGGGACAUCCAAAGAGAAGAUUUGAGAAAAGACCUAAAAACAACAACAAAGCGUGAAUAAAGCUUUCUGAAGCCAUUUUAAGCAUUUUGGGAGGUUGUUGGAAAAAAGUUAUCUGUACCACACUCCCAGCAAGUCUGAUGGAAGAGUUCCCAGUAAGCAAGGUGCACCUACAACCUGCAACCUGACUUACUGGGAAGUUUCCCAGAAGACAUCACGGGCCAGUUGGGAGUGGUCAUAGGGCAAAAUUAAGCACUUCAGUGGAGGGGGGAGUUUUCAGACAAAUAGCCCAUAGCAGCUAUUUGCCAGCAAUACUAUCCUUCAAAGGGCAUAUUAUUUUUCCCAAUCUUCCAGCCAAAACUGAAAAAAAUUUCCUGAAGAACAGAUACUUUGAGGAACAGAUCCAUUGGGCGCCCCUGACUUUCGUGCAGGUACAGUGUGAACAAUUAGCCUCAGAUUUGUGUGUCUGUUUCAGAUGCCGAUGAAUGCACAGCGCCAGCCGUCUGUGACGUCAUCAAUGGCAACUGUACCAAUACGCUUGGUUCCUACUUUUGUUCCUGCAAAGUUGGUUUCAUUGGUGAUGGAAGGAACUGUACUGGUGAGACGAAUACAAAUAUGCUUCUGCAAAAAUAAUCAUAUUCCUGCCAUAAACCUAACUUGAAUAGAAAAAUAAUAGGCCAUUUCCGAGUUCCAAAACCUCUCACUUUCUUUCUUUCUUUCCGUUUUUUAUUUGCAUGGGAAUAAAAAAAUCAUUUUCAUAUCAGUAGAUCCGCACGUCGCCUCGCUUUGAAACAAAGGCUUGGAGCAGCUCGGUUUCACUGUUUCCCAGUGUCGCACACUUUUAUACGUGCUUUGUUUAUCAGUCAGUUACAACAAAUUGUAAAUGCGUAAAAGAGAGGAACCAUGCUUUCUCUUUUAUUUUGGCGACUUAAGUGCGCUGGUGUCAAAGAGUGCAGUGUUAUUUUCAGUUACACUGAGCCUUUUCAAAUGGACAACACCGAGAGUGAACUACAAAUUAACGGCGUGGCCUUUUAUCCAAAUGCUUCAGAAACUUUCUUUAGGUUAUAUAGAAUGUUUUCAGUAAGCUCUAUAACUGCAACCUGUGCUAUUAUAGUAUUUGAAAGUCUUCAGAAAUGAGAAACUUUCUUAUUUUUCAAUUUUAAUUAGAAGUCCAUCCUUUGGAAUAUUAGCCAAAGGAACUAAAGAACACUGUCUCUUUAAUCUGUCCACAGAUGUCAACGAGUGCAGUGCUUCACCCUCUGUAUGUCACGUUAAUGCCAGUUGUCAGAACAACGUAGGUUCUUAUGUUUGUUCUUGUAACACUGGUUUCACUGGAGAUGGGAAAACAUGCACAGGUAAGAUCGCACCGUUUUCAUUUGUGGUUCUUUUUAUUCAGCUUUUCGUGUUUAGCAACAACCCAAAUUUUGUCGAACGUGCAAAAAGGCGUCCAAGAUUUCAAAGUUUAUAACAUGCUAUAAUCGGAGUUAUUUCUCUCUUGUUUUUUUAUUUUUGAUGGUAAACAUUCUGUGAAAAGGUAUGUUUUACUUUUGAUUUUGUUUACAAUUGAGCUAGGCCACAAGCGCCCUGAAAAAGUGCAAUCGGCUUACCCCGAUAUAUCCUUCAGUAUUCCUGUUAGGUGAAGCUCUUUUUACUGGAGGAGUUAGAUCAGGGUCGGGAAGGGUAUUCCAGGGAUACGGGAUACAAGCCAAAAGUACGGUGCAUGGUAUGGGAAACGUUGAAGGGAUACAGGAUUUGAAUGCCACCUGGGAAGCGGGAUUCACCAAAAUUUGAGCACGGAUACGAGAUUGGGAAAGAAAGCAAGAAUAUUCGUUCUCGCGGGAUCUGGACCCCCCGUUUCCAGACACUUGUUGUAUUAAAAAGUUACCACAGGCCAAAGGACAGGAAAGUGCUACUGAAGAAGACUGCCUGCUAUUUUUAAAUGUUUUCCGUUUUGAUCCAUAGAUGUUAACGAGUGCAGUGCCUCAGCUCCCGUUUGUGACGUCAAUGCCAACUGUCAGAACAAUAUAGGGUCCUAUGUUUGUUCUUGUAACGCUGGAUUUACUGGAGAUGGGAACACGUGUACGGGUAAGAUAGCACCGUUCAUUUGUCUAACAGCCGGAGUGAGCCUGUAGUCUGAGAAAACAGCAGAGAUUUCGCAACGUCACCACUGGAUUUAUGACGUCUGAGGAACGAACGUAGAAAUAAUGAUAUCUAUGACGUGUCACUGCCCAGAUCCUAGUAGUACUUCUGAUUGCACGUGCCGCGAGGGGAAUAUGCUGCCUUCAAACAAUCAGAAGGCUACCCAAAUCUGGGUAGUGGGCUGUCAUCAGUAUGAAAUUUCUGCUCGUUCCCCAUCCCCAGCCUUCAUUAUCGGCUGUUUUCUUAGGCUGGAGUGAGCUCAAAGUUACCAAAAAAAUAAUGAUCUAAUCGCUGUGAUAGGAGGUUAUAGCAACACCUUCUGUUUUUGAAAUUUUCCCUUUUAAUCCAUAGAUAUAAACGAGUGCAGUUUCUCACCUUCCGUUUGUGACGUCAAUGCCAACUGUCAGAACAAUGCUGGCUCUUAUACGUGUUCUUGUAAUGCCGGGUUUAUAGGAGAUGGAAAUACGUGCGAACAAGGUAUGUCAGUCUUACUGUGACAUGGCACAUCACUAGACCAGCAGAAACUAUUUUCCUGUCAGCUGUUAUGUAUAUUUAUUAGCUAAAAACAAGGAAGAAGAAGUCUGUUUCAGGCUAAGACGACUAUUCAAAUAGGAACGUGAACUGGAUCAUAUACUGAGCAGCCUAUUGCCCCUUCGAAUUUGUGCCCCUCUCUUCUCUAAAAUAAAAAAGAAAGAACAGAAAAUUUACGGGGUGCACAACCAGAUAAGGCCUUUACUUAGUGAGUCACUUCAAAAUAAAAUUGCGCUUUUCUUGAGCAAAUGACAAAUAACAAAAAGAUUUAAAUUAAAAGCAACGAGAUUUGGGUUGAGUUUGUUGUUGGUUCUCUCCCUUGCUCCAUGAGGGUUUUGUCCAGGUAAACCGGUUUCCCCUUCUCCUCACUGAAACCAAGGAAGCUAGACGAAGAACGACUAUAGAGAUGUGCUUCCCCUAAAAACCGUUAUUUAUUUUUUCUAUUUUUUUAUUUGUCUAUUUAGUAGAUUAACACACCUUUUACUAAAGAAACUCUUUGUCCAACGCUUCUUUGUUUCCUUUAUAAGACCUCAGUUCCUGUGCAGCGCUAAGAGCCAGUCACACAGCGGACGGAAUUUAUCAACUACAAACAAGCUCUUCAUCAAUUUCGGUAAGUAGGUUUCGGGUGAGUUUCGAGACUAUUCAAAUUGAUUUUUUGCUGAACUGAGGCAGCGGUUGAAAGGAAGGAGAAAAAACAAAAUAUUAAUGUAAAUUAAUGUAAUUAAUGGUUAAUUGCCUCUUAACGUUUCUCAAGGGUAAGAGUACAUUGUUUUUGGUAGAAACUAAGAGGUUGUUGACAUGGAGGGAGGAAGAUUCUAGCACCAGGAAGAUCCUACAUUGUGGAUCAUCCCAGCGCCAUAUAUUAGAUUCAGUUUACAUGCAAAGGGUUGUACUUGCCCCUAGCGCUAAGAUCUUCACAGCUGAGAGGUUGGAAGAUCCUAGUACUAGCAAGAUACUAGCACCAUCUAAACUGCCUUCGCUAUAGGCAGAAAAUACAGUACUAGGGACAAACCAAACAAAAAUAGCGACGGGUCGGUCAGUGCCUAAUCACUGCAAUAAAGGCCAAGCAUUACCUUUGGCGUUACCAGGAGUCCUGCCAAGCGCUGACUCAGGGGCACCCAACGAGAAUAUAGUUCAAAACCACUUAAACAUAGAAUUGUUAAACGUAUUUUAGUAUUUAAACGGUAGAUAUAGGCAUAUUUUCAUCCCCUAAAAAUUUUUCAUCUGUUCGGAUUUCCUAGCUGAAAGUCAAGUGAUCCGAAAAUUAUAGGGAUCAAAACUUACCUUUUCGAAAAUUUUAGCCAGAAAAAAGGCUCCCGAAAAUUCUAGGUGACCUUUUUAGGGUAAAAUUCGUUAAAAAUAGGCAAUUAUACCAUUUUUUUAGAUUUCCGAAAAUCCUAGGAGAGGCAGGCAAACAAGAAAUUUUACAACAAAUGUACCGAAAAUUCUAGAUCUCAAAUCGUCUUCCGAACAGAUAUUUUUCCGAAAAUUGUUGAUGGGUGCCCCUGCUGACUGCUGUGACAAUUCUGCUUAACGCCGAAAGGACCGAAAGGUCCCAAAUCAGGGGCACCCAACGACUGUUUUCUUUAAAGUAUCUGUUCGGAGAAGCAAAUGCUGCCUAGAAUUUUCUAUUGCUUGAGGAGGAUUAAAAAUUUCUAGAUGACUGUUCCAUUCAUGUACAAUUUUCGAAGGUUAUCUAAUUAUUUCCCUACGAUUUUCUGAAGUUUAGUUCUUUACAUUUCACUGCCCAGGUUAGGCUAUUUUUCGUGCAAAAAAGAAACUUAAAAUUUUCGGAUUCAAAAAUGUCAUGGAGCGAGGAAUCAGAAAAAUUCUCACUUUCGUAAUACGUUAAAUUGUAUCUAAAAUUUUCUGCAAAAUAAUACUGAAGCCCUUGUAAUUUCGAAAAGACUCAAGUUGCCCUAGCGUGUCCGAACAGGUACAAAUUUUAUAGCGCCCCCUAGAAUGCAUUUCUAGAGAUCGUAAAGUACUCUGGAUAGCCUAAAAAACGAUUUCAAUGUAUCUAGGAGGAAACCGUCGUGGGUGCCCCUGCCAAAUUGCAUUUUUGUUUUUGUCACCCGCCAUUUUGAAUUCCUUCUCGAUCCUUCUCUACUUUCUCUACUUGGGAACCACACGGACCGACUCAGCAUGUUAGCCCAACGAAAAAUUGUUCUUCCUUCGAGGAUCUUCCUUCCUCCAUGUAAAUAGCCCCUAGUUCGGGAAAUUGAUCCGACCUGCGGUGAAAUCACUUUUUCUAUGGAAUUAUUAAUUUGGAGUAGACUCGUUUACGUUCAGCCGAACAAGACGGGUUUUAUGUUACUGAAUGAAUCCACAUACAUACUCACUGAAAAGCCAUGUCAUAAAUUUCAUUUCAUUUCAUUUUUAUUAAUUAAUACUAAUUAAUCCAAAUUUACAAUUUUAUUUUCCCACUGCCCACAAAAAGCAAAGAAGGUAGCAAAGGCUAGUCUAGGUGGGCAAUGUCCAUAUAAAAAACGAUUACGCACUCCAGCCAUUGCAUUCACUGAUUCACAAGUAAACAAAAGUAUUUAUAUCAAUGUACAAAUGAUAAGAACAGAAAGGGGAAAAUUUAAUUAAUACAAUACUGAGAUUAACUGGAAUAAAGAAUAGUAAUAAAAAAACUUACAAGUACAAACGUACACUAUUAAGACGAUUGCAUAGAUAAUAAGUGGGUGAGUUACGGAUUAAGAUUGAGAAUAUGUUGGAUUUGUCGUAAUAAGUUAGGUAGAUCGGGAUAGUCGUCUGUCUGUGAAAGGAUUUAAAGUAAGCAAUCAUGUAUUUUUUUUAAAGCUAUGCUUUGGGAGUUUUCUAAUACUCAGAGGUAUGCAAUUCCAUAUUUUGGCGCCGAAUCUUGAAAAUGAUUUCCUUGUUUAUCCAGUCAUUAAAAUUUAAUUGAUUCGUAAUCUCCUCUUUACGAGGAUCUAGUGUUUAAUAUAAGCGUGUACUUAAUCAGUAGUGUUGAAUAAGCGUAAAAUAUUUUGUGGCGCUAAAUUGUUUGUGAUAUCGUGCAUAAGAAUAGCAACUGAUUUGAAAUAGAACAUGUUUAGAGGAAGGAUACGAGAGGGGGAAAAAAAUGCAAUCGCGUGAGGUGUAUAAUGGCCAAAGUCACCAUCAAACAAAAGGCACGCUUUUGCAGCAAAAAUAAUCGGGUUAGUAUGAGUCUUUACCCCUUGUCUCCAGGCGAAAAUACCAUAUGACAAAUAAGAGGAAAGAGGAGCUUUAUAAAUAGUCUGCUAAGAAUCUGAGUCUAGCAAUUAUGCAAACUGUUUCACACAUUUUUUUUAUUAAUAAGAUUAAUAUGUUGCUUCCAAGUCAAAUUGUUGUCGAUGAGCACUCCCAAGUCGCUCACAAAAACUUUGCAAUUAUUAUUUUUAUGUCACCCUUUUUAUAAAUAAAGAUAAAGGAUUUUAGGGGACUUUAUGAGAUUUUUUAGACGGAUGAAACCGGGAUCAUUUUUGGAGAUGUUUUAGGCCAUUUUUAAAAUUAUUUUUAUUGUAGCUUGUAGGGCCCGGCCCCCACAUGGCUUCCAAACUCAGUCAACCGUAUAAUUUUACCUUCAGGUGUAUUGUGACAUGACGACUAAUGGAGAGGGCUGGACUCUGGUGGCCCGGUUCUCGAACGCCGACGCUGCAAACUGGAUGAAAGACUCUGGAGAAUGGUGGUAUGAUAAAACUGUAGCUUAUGGACAUACCACUGUCCCCUCAAGCAACUCUGACAUGAUCUCUCCAGCAUUCUGGCUUGUCAGCGGAACUCAUUUCAAGAUUACGCGCAGUGAUAACCCUCAAACCGCUUUGUUGAAGACCACAAGUAACUGUUUGGGCGGGCAGACAUUCAGAUCUAAGAUAACAAGCUAUGGUAACUUCAGAAACGGCCGAGUUUGGGCAAGCAACAAGUGUCUAGCAAAAUGUGCCGUGCAAUACGGCGGACAAUACCAAACGACUCAUGGCUUUACGAUGUCAACUUGCUCUGGGAGCGUCCAAAGCGCUAAUUAUAUCGGGUUCUGGUGCGACUACAGUAGUGGUGAUGGAGCUGUAAUGAUGAUUGGUGGCGGCGGAUCCGCUUGUUCACGUGCUGAUCACGGGAUUGGGGUAACAGAAGCUAACAGCGCUAACUUCGAUUUCAGUCCUGAGAGAGAUUUUGGCAAUGAUGGUGGUUCCGGGACCAGCGCCUACUCGUUAAACCUAUGGGUGCGCUGA